UCUGCAUCCAUUUCCUGGUUACCCUUUUGUCUUGUUGUUUACUCAGACAUCAGAGCACCAUAAGAACAGCGAUCAAAGUUGAAAGGGGAAAAUGGCAGGGUCUGUACCGCCUUGCGUUAGUGAGUUGCGAAUAGUGCUCAUUAGACCUGACACAUAUGGGUCCGACACUGUGGCAGACAUCAUUUUAGGAAGAAAGGUGUUUGAGCCUGGAAAUAAUGUUACUCUGAAGAGUGAGAGUCAAGUGAAGGAAGUGAAUGGAAGGAAAGUAUGUUUGGUCAAAGCCCCUGUCUGGCUGAGAGGGUAUUCUCUGUGUGACACACCUAACCUUGUGAAAGAUGAACUUGUGCUCAGUGUAGCUCAGCACCCGCCUGGACCCCAUACUUUCAUCAUUGAGAUUGAGGCUAACCUGCCAUUUACCAACCUAUGCAGGAGAUCAGUACAGCAGCACUUGGAGCUACUUGGAGAGAACGUGUGGAAUCACACUUUAGUGCUUUUCACUUAUUUGGACUGGCAGGACAACUACACAGUUGAGCAGCACAUUGAGAGUGAAGGGGAGGCCCUCCAGUGGCUGUUAAAGAAAUGUGCGAACAGGUAUCAUGUUUUUAACAGUGGUCAGAAUGACCUUCAGGUCGAACAGUUGUUCGAGAAGGUGGAAGAGAUGGUUACGGGAAACAAUGGCCGCCAUUUUGAAAUUGACAGUAAACUGCUGAGUCACACUGAACAAAGAAGGAGUGAAGUGAAAGAGAAAGCAAAGGAAAGACGUCUAAGAUUGCAAGAGGAAAAAAAGCAGCCUAAAAGACAAGAAGACCUCAGACUUGUAAUGUUAGGAUGGGUCAUGGCUGGAAAAAGUGCAUCCGGAAACAUCAUCUUAAAUACGGAUGACUUUGGAAAAGAGGGACACACAACAAGGAGUGUUAAAUAUUAUGGAGAGGUAGAGGAACUUAGGACAACUAUUGUCGACACACCAGGAUGGUGGAAGUUCUUGGGAGCAGAGUUCACAUCAGACUCAGUAAAGGACGAGAUCCUGGAAGGUGUGUCUAUGUGCUCUCCAUAUCCCCAUGCCUUCCUCCUGGUGAUCCCUGCAGAUACGUCCUUCACAGAAGAACUGAAGAAGAUUGUACAAGACAACAUGAAGCUUCUAGGAGAGGAGGUUUGGAGCCACACCAUAGUGAUCUUCACUUAAGUGAAGUGGUUGGGUGACUUUACCAUUGAGGAUCACAUUGAGAGUGAGGGGGAAGCUCUACAGUGGUUGAUAGAAAAAUGUGGGAACAGGUAUCACAUCUUUGACAGAGACGUGAAGGACAUAAAUAAUGUCCCAGAGCUGGUGAGAACAAUAGAAGAGAUGGUGUCAGGGAACAGUCCAUAUGAGGCGAGCAGAGAGACACAGAGCCCCGUGGAGGACAGGGUCUCCACAGUUGUCCAGAAGGAAGAUGCACCACUUUUAAAGAUGGUGGAAGUUCUCUACAGGGAAUGGGACUGGAGAGCUUCAGAAUGGAAUGAAAUUGAGAAACGCGUACACAUGGCAUCAGGACCACCUCUUUCACAGGGAAAUCAGAGGGGAAUACAGAGCAUGGAUCAGUCGUUGGAUUUCCAUGGUGAUAUUCCAGCCAAAGUGAGUGGUAAAUAUGAAAGGAAACUUCACAGAAGUGUCAAACAGGAGGGCAAAAUAGGAACUUUGCUUGGCAAUUCCUUUUGGGGAGGAAAGGAGAGCUUCUCAGAAUUAAUGGAGAACACCUUGAAAACUUUUGUUGAAGACAAACAGGAAUCUUUGGGUGUUGAAUCACUUGAGUCUGGCGAGACAGUACUCAAACCCCAAUGGAAGGAACUAAUUGAGAAGGAGUGGAGUCGAAGAGAAAAUGUGUUGAUAUAUACUGUCAUACACAAGUGUAAAGUUCAACUGGAAAAUUAUGCAGAUAACACCUCUAAACUUGAUCCUCAAGAAAAGGCAAGAGCUCAACAGAAAGUCAGCUCAUGGUUAAGCCAAGGAUAUCAAUCUGGAACACACGUGGAAACCCCAGAGAGCAGUGACAGAGAAUAGCGGCAAUAAAUAAAUAUCUUAUUUUAAGUCAA
This is a messenger RNA of Hypomesus transpacificus, 2070 nucleotides long. Its product is annotated as GTPase IMAP family member 8-like. The record is from RefSeq and is a predicted model, not a curated record. The coding region runs from base 92 to 1183 and encodes 363 amino acids. Gene Ontology annotation, molecular function: GTP binding. The transcript has 6 exons. NCBI's taxonomy places the organism in Eukaryota, Metazoa, Chordata, Actinopteri, Osmeriformes, Osmeridae.